CACCAUACGGUUAUGCUCGACAGCGGCGGCGGCGGCGGCGGCGGCGGCGGCGGCGGCGAUGUUGUCGAGCAUGCCGUGCGACUAGUCAACGCCUCGAUCGACUCGCUCGACGAAACACCCCCACGGGUGCUUGUGCACCUCCGCCGCGCCAUCGAAUGCUACCACCAGAGCCGAGAGAUCACCGCACCUCUCUCUGCUCUCGCGCAAGUCAAGACAUUCUGCGACGCCAAGUUCCUCGAAGUACCAUGGCAGGAGGUCAAGCCAAUCUGGCGAAGACUCUACACAGAUGCGGCUAUCCUCAAGGCUUGUCUCGUCUUGCGCAGCGCUGAGGGAGUGGCGCAAAGCUCCAAGCGCCGCGCUCGUGAAGACGAGGCGGACGAGCCGCUGCUCCUCGAUACGAUCAAGACGCUCGACCUCGCCAUCAUUGUUGCUGGGGCGCCGGGCGAGGGGAGAAAGCAAAUCGUUCUUGAUCUCAUCGCUGCAGCUCAGGCGCAGCUAGGCGAGAGCAACGAUGGCAAGAAAAAGGCUCGAAAGCAAGACGCGCACGCUCCUCGCCGCCCUCCUCGCCGCCCUGCCCCCGCUCUUCGAGCCGCCAGACCAAUCCCCGUCCUCUCCUCACCCCCAACAUUCACCUCCUUCCACACCCACGCCCACUCCCCCUUCAUUUUGCGCCGCUUCGCUUCCUCCUGGCCGGCGUGCCACUCGUGGUCCUCACACGCCUACCUCCUAGCGGCAGCCGGGCCCGGUCGAGUCGUGCCAGUCGAGGUGGGCGAAAGCUACACGGACGACGAUUGGGGGCAGGAGAUCAUGCGUUGGGACGACUUUCUCGCGCGGGCUGGGUGGGCAGAUGCGGAUGCGCGCGGAGAAGCGCACGACGAGUCGCGCUCGCGCCGCGUCUACUGCGCGCAGCACACCCUCUUCUCGCAGUUCCCACUGCUGGAAAACGACCUCCUCACACCGGACUACGUCUACUCUUCGCCUGGUCCGUCAGACUAUACGCCACCCGUGCGUCGCGAUGAGGAGACGGGCGAGCAAGAAGUGGUGGUCAAAUCCGCCUGGGUCGGACCGGCAGGGACCGUCUCACCUGCGCAUACGGAUCCGUACUAUAACUGCUACGUUCAAGUCGUGGGGAGUAAAGUCGUAUGGAUCGCCCCGCCUAGCGUGACGACGAGCACCGCGACGGGCACGCCCAUCAAUGCCAUGUACUGUUUUGGGCAACCUGAUCCGCCCUUGGAGGAGGAAGGGGAGGAGGGCAGCGGGGAGGAGUGGAAAGGCGAUGCGGCUACGACAUCUCUCAUGACUAACACGUCGCGCGUGCCCGUCUUUUCGCCCACGCCGACGGACGUGGAUGAGCAUCCCGUCUUUACGGAUUUGGUCGAGCCAUACGCACAAUGGGCUGAGCUGGGCCCGGGGGAUAUGCUCUUCUUGCCGCCUGGGUGGUGGCAUGCGAUGAAGAGUACGGAGAGGAGUUUUUCUGUCUCUUAUUGGUUUUGA
This is a messenger RNA of Jaminaea rosea, 1494 nucleotides long. Its product is annotated as Clavaminate synthase-like protein. Gene Ontology annotation, molecular function: 2-oxoglutarate-dependent dioxygenase activity. The transcript has a single exon. The coding region runs from base 13 to 1494 and encodes 493 amino acids. The record is from RefSeq and is a predicted model, not a curated record. Lineage: Eukaryota; Fungi; Basidiomycota; Exobasidiomycetes; Microstromatales.